Messenger RNA from Sinocyclocheilus rhinocerous, 592 nucleotides. Its product is annotated as vesicle transport through interaction with t-SNAREs homolog 1A-like. Gene Ontology annotation, molecular function: SNAP receptor activity; SNARE binding. Lineage: Eukaryota; Metazoa; Chordata; Actinopteri; Cypriniformes; Cyprinidae. The transcript has 4 exons. Gene Ontology annotation, cellular component: ER to Golgi transport vesicle membrane; late endosome membrane; endoplasmic reticulum membrane. Gene Ontology annotation, biological process: intracellular protein transport; macroautophagy; intra-Golgi vesicle-mediated transport. The record is from RefSeq and is a predicted model, not a curated record. Bases 100 to 453 code for a protein of 117 amino acids.
CGGAAGUGACGCAGACGUCAAUAAGAAGAAGACACAAGCAACAGUGUAUAGCGCAGCACAGUGCAUCCUUCUUUUAAUAUUUUAAAACAAAAAUACAACAUGUCUUCGGAUUUUGAAGCGUACGAGCAGGACUUUGGCACCCUCACCGCGGAUAUAACCAACAAAAUUGGAAGAAUACCCAAACUAGCCGGUGAGGAGAAGACACAGCUGGUUCUAAAUGUCGACAAACAGCUUGAAGAAGUCAGAGAGUUGCUCGAGCAGAUGGACCUGGAGGUUCGAGAGAUCCCUGUUCAGAGCCGAGGCAUGUACAGCAGCCGUCUGAAGAGCUACAAGCAAGAGAUGGAGAAACUUGAGAAAGAGUUUAAAAGGUCACGUAUUGCCUACAGUGAUGAGGUGCGGAACGAGCUCCUGGGGGAUGAUGGGAGCUCCUCGGAGAGUCAGGUAGGGUGUUAAUCAGCGGCUGUGCUUUCCCAGUGUGGGUGGCUGCUCGGGGUGAGGACGGGUCAGGGCCACGAGGGGCAGAGAGAGGCAGGCAUUGGCACCCAGUCAUGCAGAAGCAACACUGUUUAAUGCAAAGCUGCCCAAUGCUGAA